This is a messenger RNA of Juglans regia (Persian walnut), 911 nucleotides long. RefSeq lists its product as uncharacterized. The transcript has 2 exons. The record is from RefSeq and is a predicted model, not a curated record. Bases 79 to 759 code for a protein of 226 amino acids. Gene Ontology annotation, molecular function: zinc ion binding. NCBI's taxonomy places the organism in Eukaryota, Viridiplantae, Streptophyta, Magnoliopsida, Fagales, Juglandaceae.
UCAAGUUUUGGAGGAAGUUUGAUGAAAGAGAAUAUCAAUUCGAAGCUAAAGAGAAACUGAAAGUGGAGAAACAAUGAAAUGAAGAACGAAGUCAAUCUUUCUCAGUACAGUGAUUCAGGGAAUGAAUUAAUGGAGAAAGAUAAUGACAAGAUCAAGGCAGGCAUCGAGAAUUCGCAAAUUAGUUCGGAACCAAAAGGAGCGAGUGGUAGUAGUAGUACUUCAUCAAAUACACAAAAAUCAGAGACUAUGAUCAUUGGGAUAAGAGAUCAAGAGAUCAGCAAGUUUUUAAGCACAGAAGAUGAGAAAUCAAAACCAGAUCAGACCGAUACUACAAUCAAUAUUGACGUUGGAAGCAACUGCAAUGAAAUGAGUGCUGAAUUGCUUGAUGCAGAAAAAGACUCCUGCAGAAUAUGUCAUUUGAGCUCUGAACAGCUGUCUAGGACUACGAGUCUAAUCCAGCUUGGUUGUAGCUGCAAAGGUGAACUGGGUAUUUCACAUCGACACUGUGCCGAGGCCUGGUUUAGGAGUAAAGGGAAUAGACUUUGUGAAAUUUGUGGCGAGACAGCAAAAAAUAUAGCAGCCAUUGAGGACACUAGACUCAUAUUAGGGAUGAAUGGGAUUAGGCCGGUAAUGGCUAGCACCAGGAACUCCUCAGAAAGUGAAAUCACAUGCUCGAGAAGACGUCAUUUUAAGGAAUUCCUAGUCGCUUGUCUGAUUCUAGCCUUUAUACUCCCAUGGGUCAUUUCACGUCGACUCUAGGCUCAUGUCAUCCAUUACUUUCAAUUUUGCUUUACAAGGGUGGCUUGAUUCCUUAGAUUCAAAUCAUUUCGCUUGCUUGUGGUUUUUAUAUGUUCAGUAUCGAGUGUUUUGCAACGACAUGGCUCUCCAUAAAUUUUCGAUGGGCAUAGGUA